GCUGCUUUGUUAUCGCGAGACUUGCACCAAAAUCUCGUCGCAGGUACAACCUGGUAGCCUGGACGAUAUGAAGCUGCAUCUCUGAAAUUAUUUAUCGAUUUAAUGUCCGCCAGUGAAGAUAUUUGGCCAAUAACUACCAGCUGUAUGACCCACCAGUGUCUUUGUUUGGUUGAAUUAAAUUUACAUAGUUAGCUUUAGUGCUAACUAGAAAGGGCUCGUGCAGGCUACGCUCCGUUGGCUCCGAUGUUUACACGUUGACCAGAGGUAACGUAAGCUAGCUCGGUGUUUACUGGCUGCUCUGCCUGUUUACAGUCCGUUUCCUUAUAGCUAGCUAAAAGUCAAUUAUGUUUAUGAUCGUAUGCAAUGCUAACUGGCUCCCUGCAUCACACGGCAUCGCUUGUCAUCCCUGGACUUAACAGUAACGUUAGCGUUAGCUUGACUCGAAACCAUAGCUUUACUAACAUCACUAAAGCCCAUCACAGGUUGACGGUCAGGAGAUAUUAAAGCACAAAACUUCGCGUUAUAGUGAAGCAAACUGCUGCGUUACAUGGCUGCUGGAAAUGGCAUGAGUUAGCUGUUUAGCAUGGCAGCAUCUCAUGGCAGUUUAUAGAUGCCAGGGCAGAGGAGUGUACAGUGGUAGCAACAUCGUCUGUCUCUUGCCUCUGGAGGCCAACCUCAGAAGAAAACAGCGGUGUCAGUCAGUCGUUGGCAUUAAAACAGUGCCAGCCAACCAAAGGAUAAUGGAGUCGGCGAGGAGCGCUUUCCAUGCUCAGCUGGCCACCGUCAUGGAUUCACUGCUUGCAGCCGCUGUGUGCGAGAUCGCCAAGAUCUUUGAGAGCAGCCUGUGUGAACAGCAGGCGGAGCUGGCGCAGAAAACGGAGGAGAUCUCCAUCCUCCGGUGCAAGCUGGAGAAAGUGGAGAGGAGGCAGAAGCCGAAAGGAGGAGGGAGCGAGGAAGGGGAGAUGUCAUCAGGGGACAGAGAGGGCAACUUGAGGCAACAGACUUUGACAGGAUCAGGACUAAAUGUGGGAAAGGAUUUGUCUUCUCAUUCAGACCCAGUGGAAGGAAAUAGCCAGAGCCUCAACAGGCUGAAAGAAGAGGUCACGGGCCAGGAUGGAGUUUCAGUAAAGCAUGAGCGUGCUGGAUUGCGGUCUGCCCUGGGAUCUGUCUCAGUGUCAGUCCCAGAGGGAAGUCUUGCUGCUGGGGACCAGAGGCAGAUCGAUGCCUUGCCUACUACGCAAGCAAAGACCAAAUUAUCUCAUUGGAAUCAGAGCAGUCGUAGUGCAGACCAGAGAUCCCUGCAGGAUCAAGCCUCUACCCCUUUUCUCUCCAUCUCCCAGAGUGGACGUUGCUCCCCCAGGCCUGACCCAAGCUUAGCUCAGCCAGGGGAGUGGUUACCGGGGUUGGACGCUGCCCGAGGUGGGGUGUCUGGUUUGGAGAACCUGCAGGCAGAUGGCACCAGCUGCUCUGGUCCACCUAGCGGCAGCGCUGGCACAGAUGCAUCCUGCUUCAGACCUAGUUUUGGCUCAGAUGAUACCAGCAAUGAGGAUGAUGAUAGCUCUUUCCCCUUCCUGGACCAGGAGCCCGAGAACCGGAAUGCCAAUCAGAACUCAGUCCAGGAUCAGGGUGUCGGGCAGAGGAGUGCUCGUCAGGAUCAACCCCAAGCCCCUACUGUUGAAUCACCGUGGAGGCCCAGAGACGACAGGGUUGCGAGAAGUCCGAUCAAUCACACGCGGCGAGUUGCAAAUUUUAGCAGUAGAGACCCUCUCAGGCCACAGUCUAAUUCACAGUCACUCACUCUGCGACACACAAACACUCUCAGCCACCCUCCAGCUCCGGGUGGAGGAAAUGGACGACCUUACACUUGCCCGUACUGCACAAAGUGUUUUACGUACCCAUCCCACCAGCGCAGACACCUUUUACGCCACACGGGGGUCAGACUGCAUCCCUGUCAGUUUUGUGACAAGAGCUUCCUCACUCCCUCUGAGCUCACUGUUCACACUCGCACACAUACAGGGGAACGGCCUUUCGGCUGCGCUCAGUGUGGGAAACGUUUUGCCCGCAGCGGGAACCUGAGAGCCCACCAGCGGGACGUUCACAUGGGAAAGAGACCGUUUGCCUGCACAGAGUGUGGAAAGAGAUUUGCGCACAGGGGUAACUUGCGGGUGCACAACCACAGAGUCCACCAGGGAGAUCCUUACUACAUGGAUGAUCAGCAGGAGCCUGACAUAGGCCCCAAUCCCAUUUGAAAACAUUUUGAGAAAUAUAUUCUUCUGCACUUUUAAUUUUGUUCCAGAAUUGCCCUUUGUGUCUCAUCUAAACUUAUUACUGAACACUUAGAAGGAUUUAAAGUUUUGUUUUGCUUUCAAAUUUCAUUCAAGGCAACUGUAAUAUAUCUACAUCCAAAUUAAUUAUGUACAUUACCAUUCAAAAGUUUGGACACACCUUCUCAUAAGUUUUUUUUUUUUAGAUUAAUUUGUACAAUGCAGAUUAAUACUGAAGACAUCAGAACUGUAAAAGAAAACGUAUGGAAUUAUGUUGAAAACAAAAAAGUGUUAAUAUUCACUAUUAAUCUACAAAGUAGAAAAUAAUACAAAUCAAUAAAAAGCACUGAAUGAGAAAGUGUGUCCAAAUUUUUGACUGGUGGUGUAUAUCAGGGGUUAUAUUGGGCCAGAGCCCACUGGAGCUGAGGUCGAGUUUACAGCAUUAAACAAAUAUUCAAAUCAUCCUUCAGAUAUCUCCCAUUGAACGUAGAAUGACAACUUCUUUUCUUCAGUUUUUUUAACGACAGUAGCAUCACACAGCGUUGCAUCUACAGGUGACACAGCAACAGUAACUUCUGCUGAUGUGUCAUUGUGAUCUAAUGUAGCUUUAUUAAGCUGAAUGUGCUUCUACACUCAAACAACUGAACAAAUUCAGCUAUCGUUAAAUCAUUUUGCAGUUAAACCGCUCGUAACAAAGCAGUUAUGCUCAGGAUUAUUCCAGAAUUUUUAAUUGUCUUCUGGAAAAUUACUUUGUCGUGUGUAUAAAGGAAGACAUUCUUUGCUGCUUGAAUGCAUAAUACUUGGAGGAGUGGUAGUGCUGCAAGUAUGUAGUUAUCAUCCAUAAAUUAACAUUAAAAAUACAGCACCAGGCAAUCAGUCUAAGAAUGAAGCACAAAUAUACUGAACCUACAAGUUACUGUAGAUGCUACAGUGUAUUUGCCCAUGUGCCUCUGUAUUUGGGGAGUUGUAUUAUCAUUUGGGACUUUAUAGAGCUUUGUGGAUGUGAACUUUUCUUCAAAAUCAUUUAAAAUGUUGCUGCCUUUGCACAACCAGUUGGUACAGAAAGUAAUCAAAUACAAUCCUUUUUUUUAUUUUAUUUAAAAGCUGUAUCAGUGCCUUCGGUGCUCUGGACAAGCCACAUCCACUGAACGUAAUGUGUAAUUUUCACAGAAACUCAUUUCUACUGAAGACCCAUCCGAAAUUUGUACUGUCUGGUUUACUCUGUCAUGCCAACCUCAUUCGACAGGCGCUCCCUCUCCUCACAAAGCCCAAUUUAACCCCUGUAUAUAAUAACAACACAUGGUCAAAUUUAUUGAAUUAUUUUAUUCCCAUUAUGUUUCUGUGUCUAAAUUAUAGGCCACUCUAUAAGAGAGAGCUUUGUAUUUCACUUUAUUGUAAAUGAUUGGUUACAUUUAAACCAUAAAUAAGAAAUAUUGGCUGUUGUGAAAAAGUGAAUGUCUCUACAGGUUGACUGUAUCCUCCAGUGACGUUCCUGGUAAGUCACUGAACAGAUCUGAGCACCUUUUCAUUACUUGAAGUGACAGAACUUCAAAAUACUGUUUUUGUAAAGCCAAUAAAGGAAGUCUGGUUGGUGUUAGAUUUAGACUUGUGGCAUGCAGAGGUAGGAUAGCGCGUCUCUUCAUUCAAAGUUGUGCUUAUGUACUGACCAUCUCCUCAGUUUUAUUUUGACGGUGUUGUAAAAUGAAAAUGUUGUUGCAACAAGUACAUAGCCAUGUUGUUGAAGAAGAACUGUGCUUUUAUUUCCCAUCCUGUUUUUGCAAAGUGAAAUUAAACAAGAUAGUGACAUAAACUCUAA
Molecule: messenger RNA, 4080 nt
Organism: Acanthochromis polyacanthus (spiny chromis)
Lineage: Eukaryota; Metazoa; Chordata; Actinopteri; Pomacentridae
Product: early growth response protein 1-B-like
Exons: 4
Coding region: 597-2249 (550 amino acids)
Cellular component (GO): nucleus
Source: RefSeq, a predicted model, not a curated record